ACAUACAUACAUACAUACAUACAUAUAUAUUUAAAUAAAAAAUAAAUACCUCUAGAAUUUCCGUUGCCAAGAGUAUCAUUCCAUAUUUGUUUACUUUUUAUAUUCGUCGUCAUGCCACCAAAACAAAAUAGAAAAGGCACCAAUGCAAAAAAACAAGACAACAUUGUUCGAAUUGAUCCAAAGCAACAUGAAGCAAAAUUAAAAGAAAUUGAGGAGAGAAGAAGAGCAGAAGCUGAAGCCAUCAAAGAAGAACUUUUAGAGGAAGCUUUAUUGGAUGAAGAAGAAAUGGGCGAAGAGGAAGAGUCAGCAGAAGAAGUAUGGUCUGAUGUCGAGGCCCCGUUUGAUAUUGGGCGCAUUGAUUUAUCCUUUCCCGAGACGUCAGCAGAGUUCGCAGAUUCACUGCAAUGCUAUCCUCCCAGUUAUUAUACCUUGUCCCCAAAAGAACGUCUUUUGUUGCUUUAUGCCGAGAAUUUUCGUAAGCAAUUCACAACACUUUAUCCUAAACGCAGACCAUUGGUAUUAGCUUUGCCAAAUGAAUGUAACGUGCAGAAAUUUGUUUGCACUACAAUACGACCAACAUUGUUUAUACACAUCCCUUUGAUUGGCAGUGAAACAGAAUGUGCGAAGUUUGUGGCUGAUUUUAUUACAUAUGAACCACUUGAGGCUUUGAUGAAAUUCCCAACUCGUUUGAUUUCGCCAGCGAGCACUCUUCGAAAACGACGAGGAAACUGCUUUGAAUUGGCCACUUUACUUUGUAGCAUGCUAAUUGGAGCCGGAUGUCCCGCUAUGGUUGUGUCUGGGGUCGCUCGUGCUGAAACAGUAUUGAAUGAUCAGCGAAAUGUGCCGUUUCCGUAUCAAUUUAAGGAGCUACACACCGAAGAGAAGCAAAUUCCAAAUGUACAAACAGGUCAAAAGUAUAAAUUGCGUUCAAUGCCGGAUUUAGAAAGUCAUUUAGAAGAGAAUAUGGCGCAGAUGAUGAGGCAAAAGGAGGAUGACGAAAAGCGAAUGCGUGAAGAAGUAGAACGUUUAGAAUUAGAGGAAAUGGAAUUGCUUGCUGUGGAUAAAUACCACUUUAGGCGAUCACAUGCGUGGGUAGUAAUUAUCGAUAAUGCUCCAUGGAGUAUAAAACCCAAGAAGACAUGCAUAAACGAUGAGGGCGAUGAAGUUCCAGAGUCAACGAAAGCACGUUUUAUUGAGCCAUCAACGGGGUUCAUUUGCGACACUCAUUGCAAGCAAUAUAUACUGAUUGAUAGUGUUUGGGACCAUCAAAAUUAUUAUGUGAACAUGCAGAAUUAUCAAAGAGUUAGUGAGAUACGCUGGAACAUGACAGAUAAUAAAGAUUGGGAGCAUCUCCUCCCCGGAGAACCCCCUGAAAUGCGUUUAUACACCGUUGGAUCUGAUGAAAACAUAACAGAAAGUACGAGAUCUUUAGGAGAAGAAAAACAUUUGGAUACAAUACGUUCAUGGGUUAAUAAACUGCAUAUCGGUCUCAAGGAAUUCGAAGAAAGAUUUCCAAACUUAGAAAAAACUGUUCAUUACGCAGGUGCAGUGCAUGAACGAUUUUCACCAUAUUCCAAGCGUGACGGAAAAACUGAGCAAAUAACAAUCUAUUACGAUAACGAAUACAAAGAUCCAAAUAUACGAUGGGAAUAUUACGAAAAUAGAGCGGAUUUGCUACAACAAAUUAAGUUAUUUUACAAAUCUGGAAAAAUUGAAGAAACCUUUUCUAAAGGACGGAAUGACAGUCUUCGUUUUAUGGAAUACAAUAGUAAUCCGAUUGAGCCCAAAAUUCUACAUUUUUAUCCGGCCACCCGAGUUGAUUCAUUGCAAAACCUAUCUGUAUGUAAUGAGAAGAUCGUUCUAAGCUACAGUGAACGCUCUGACAGAUGUACAUUGAAAGAAUUUGAAUUUCGGACAGGUGGUCAAGCACUAAAGAAAACAACUGAAAAAUUCAAACGACAAUCAACUGAAAAUGUUCCAGCAUACAAAGAUAUUGCCGUGCGCACAAUCGACUUUGCUCUGGGUAAAAUAUUACUCAAAUUUCACUAUGCUCUAGGCGCACUUACAUCGUCCACAUUGGAAUUCAUUAAACCGCCAAAGCCAGAUUACGGUCACGAAAUUAAGUUUGAUCAUCAGCUUACGAAAUUGUACAAGGCCAAUAUUUCAGAUCCAGAUCCCACACCACUGGAACUAUAUAAACUUUUAUUAGAAGAACUAAAACAUCAAGACAAAGUCAAGAAACAAUUCGAAAAGCUUUUGGAAGAAAUAAACGCAAUUUUCGAUCUACGUAGGCAAGAAAUAAAAAAUCCGACACUAAAAUUCAGUAUAUUUGAUCCGUUGCGUAAUGGAGCUGCUAGAGCAAUGCAAAUGAAGCAGGCGGCUGAAGAGGAAGCAUUGAAACUUGAGAUGUCAUCAAAACCAGCAGAUUUUCUGGCACCUUAUUUGGUGCCCUAUAAAAACCGAGCUUUAACGUAUGAGGAAUCGUGGGCCGCAUUCAAUGCAUGCCUAAAUGAACUCAAAACCCGUUUCGUGGGACUAUUGAAUGAUCUACAGCGUCAAUACGAAGAUCUUACUGCGGAAGGAAAAUCAUUGCAGCGUUUUUUAAAUAAAUUCGAAGACCAGUUCGAUAACUACAACUACGAGAAGCUGGUAGAACAAUCCAAUGUCAUCGCAUUGCAUAAGAGAAUGAUUCAGCAACGUUUAACUUUAACGCACGAGGAGUCGCAAAAGAAAUAUGAAACCGUAAAAGCUUCCCUAAUGAGAGAUGAGCGAUUAAAUUUAAAGCGUAUAGGGUCUGCUACGAACUAUUAACAUCUUUUUGUAUAAAUUUUUCAGUUUUUUUUUAUAAAAACGAAUAAACUCGUAGACGUGAUUUCUUGGUAAAAUA
Molecule: messenger RNA, 2887 nt
Organism: Ceratitis capitata (Mediterranean fruit fly)
Lineage: Eukaryota; Metazoa; Arthropoda; Insecta; Diptera; Tephritidae
Gene: lobo
Product: coiled-coil domain-containing protein lobo
Exons: 9
Coding region: 112-2811 (899 amino acids)
Biological process (GO): flagellated sperm motility
Cellular component (GO): motile cilium
Source: RefSeq, a predicted model, not a curated record